AUGCCAGACAGAGGCAGACCGUUGAAACUUGACGACGAGACGACGGAGGCCAGCGUGCCCAGCGUGCGCACCGGGUACUGCAUCGUCAUCUCGUCUAUCCUCUUCUUCGCCCUCGGCAGCUACGCGACGCUCUUCAGCGCGUUCUACCCGCACACGGGCAUUCCGGUGAGUGCGCGUUCGAACACCGCACCGCUUCGGCCGCUAGAGCGGACACCGCAGAUCCUCGACGUGCUCGCGCGGGACACGCACUACAAGUACUUCGCCCUGUUCCUGAUACCCACGACGUCGUACUUCGUGAUCGCGAACUGGGUCGGGUGGCAGUACUACCGUAACUCUUAA
This is a messenger RNA of Fomitopsis serialis, 339 nucleotides long. RefSeq lists its product as uncharacterized. The transcript is spliced from 2 exons. The record is from RefSeq and is a predicted model, not a curated record. Bases 1 to 339 code for a protein of 112 amino acids. Lineage: Eukaryota; Fungi; Basidiomycota; Agaricomycetes; Polyporales; Fomitopsidaceae.